CGCUAUUCUUUUUGGAAUCUCAUGUUCAGGGUGGGCCUCCAGGACUAGGUUUGUGCUAGUUUAGGUGACACAGCACAGUCUCCUUUCACCCAAAGCCAGGGGUCACCGGGGGCUACCUCCACACCAUCUGGCUGUCUCUUAGUUCUCACGCCAGUCAGCACCCUCAGGACCCUGACCUGCUUUUGGACACCUUCUGCAUGGAUUAAGGGUACACCUGAGACCCACUGAGAAGACCCAGCAGCCUCUGGUUUUAUCCUGAAGGAGAGAAGAGACACGGAGAAUGGUGGAUUUUCCAGGAUACAGUCUGUCAGGUGCAGUUGCCUCUUUCUUCCUUGUACUGCUCACCAUGAGACAGCCAGAAAACUGGAGAGUGAUUGGUCCUACACAUCCUAUCCUGGCCAGGAUUGGGGAAGAUGCCCUACUAACCUGUCAGCUCCUCCCCAAGAGGACCGCAAUGCACAUGAAGGUGACCUGGUACCGCUCAGAGCCCAGCACACCUGUGUUUGCACACUGGGAUGGAGCUGAUGUGACCGAGAUGCAGAUGGAGGAGUACAGAGGCCGGGUAGAGGUGAUAAAGGAUGGCAUUCUUGAGGGAAAAGUGACUCUGAAGAUAAACAAUAUCCAGCCAUCCGAUAAUGGGGAAUACUGGUGCUGUAUCCAAGAGAAUAACUAUUGUCAAGAAACAAGCUUGCUGCUUAAAGUUACAGGUCUGGGGUCUGCCCCUUACAUCCACAUGGAGGCACCUGUUGAAAGUAGAAUCCAACUUGUGUGCACUGCAAAAGGCUGGUUCCCAGAACCUCAGGUUUAUUGGGAAGAUAUCACAGGAGAGAAGUUGCUGGCUGCUUCUGAGCAUUUAAUCCAAUAUGAAAAUGGCCUGUUCUAUGUGGAAGCCACUCUUGUGGUCAGGAAUGACUCUGUGGAGAAUGUGUCCUGUCUCAUCCACAACCCCAUCCUCAAUGAGAAGAAGAGCUCAGUCAUCUCCAUUCCAGAGAAAUUCCAGAAUGAGCUAGCUUCCUUAAAAGUGAUUGGACCUUCCCAGCCCAUUCUUGUCAGAGUGGGAGAAGACAUACAAUUAACCUGUUAUCUGUCCCCUGAGACUAAUGCACAAAGCAUGGAGGUGAGGUGGAUCCAAUCACACCGUUAUCCUGCUGUUUAUGUGUAUGCGGAUGGGGAACACGUGACUGAAGAGCAGAUGUCAGAAUAUAGAGGAAGGACAGUGUUGGUGAAUGAUGCCGCUGAGGAGGGGAGACUGACUCUGCAGAUACACAAUGCUACAGUGUCAGAUAAUGGGCAAUACCGGUGCCUUUUUGAAAAAGAUGGUGUCUAUCAGGAGGCCAGUUUUGAUCUAAAGGUAGUAGGUCUGGGUUCUUCUCCGCAGAUCACCAUAAAAGAACAAAAGGAUGGAGAAAUAGAGCUGAUAUGCAGUUCAGAAGGGUGGUUCCCAGAGCCCCAUGUAAAGUGGAAGGACAUGGAAGGAAAGAUAAUACCAGCAUUUUCAGAGGUUAUGACUGAAGGCAGCCAUGGGCUUUUCCAUGUGGAGACAUCUCUAUUGGUCACGAAUAGCUCUAUUGUGAAUGUAACUUGUACCAUUAGCAACCCCCAUCUUGACGAGGAGAAAAUGGCAAGUUUUUCUCUCUCAGAACCCAUGAUGAAUUUUUCAUGGAAGAUAGUGCUUAUUUUGGUAUUACUUCUUGCUGCACUUGUGGGCCUGGUCAAGAGAAAAAGCUGUAAAAAAGGUUCUCCUGACAACUUUCCUACACCCAGGAGAGUUUGCAACAUCUCCAAGGGAAAAAAAUAACCUUGGAUUCUGGAAACAAAGCCUGUAUUCCAAGUCCCAGUCUUCUUCUUUUACCAGCUGCUUGAACGGGCUCACACCAUAAUCCAGCUAUCAAAUCAAGAUGCUUUAAUGUUACUCUGGCUUCAAAUCUGAUCUAGAGACUGAUCCCUUCAGAGAAAUAUCCUAUCCCAAGCUCUCUGAUAGCCUGCCACUAAUCACAACCUGAUAUGUGACGAUCAAAGACUCUUAGAAAAUCCAAUGGGAAAUGUAAUUAGGCCUAGACUGAUAGGUUUCUUUAUGAAGCUGAUAAUUUUCCAAGUGGGUAUGAGGAAGUGAAAAAUACAGGUAAAAAAGAGUAAAAGAAAAUAAAGCUGAAUAGAAGGAGGAAAUCUGAUCACUGAGAUAUAAUCUUGAAUAUCAUAUGAAAUGUAGAAUUCCUACGCCAGACUUUUUCAGAAAGUGGAGACUUGGAGUGGAAAUAUUUUUAGAAAUUAUAUUCCAAGACAAAUACCAUAUGAUUUUAUUUAUAUGUGGACUAUAAAAGCAAACCAAAUGAAUAAACAAACAAAAAGCAGAAUCAGACUAUAAAUACAGAGAACAAAUUGAUAGUAGCCAGAAGGGAUGGAGUACGGGUGUGGGCAAAAUGGGUGAAAGGGAGCAGGAUGUACAGGCUUCUAGUUAUGGAAUGAAUAAGUCACAAGAAUAAAAUGUACAGCUUAGGGAAUAUAGUCAAUAAUAUUAUAACAGUGUUGUAUGGUGACAGAUGGUAGCUACACUUGUGAGCACUAUAUAAUGUUUAGACUUGUCGAAUUACUAUGUUGUACACCUGAAACUAAUGUAACAUUGUGUGUUGACCUAAAUAAAAAAAAAUUUAAGGAAAAAGAAAUUCUAGUCCAAGAAGAAAAUUAAUUUCUUUUCAUUGUAUCUAUAUGAGAUGAUAGAUAUUAACUAAAUCUGUUGUGGUAAUCCAUUCACAAUAUUUGCAACUUGAGCCAUCAUGCUGCACACC
This is a messenger RNA of Nyctereutes procyonoides (raccoon dog), 2786 nucleotides long. RefSeq names its product butyrophilin like 2 (gene BTNL2). The transcript is spliced from 9 exons. Lineage: Eukaryota; Metazoa; Chordata; Mammalia; Carnivora; Canidae. Gene Ontology annotation, biological process: T cell receptor signaling pathway; regulation of cytokine production. The record is from RefSeq and is a predicted model, not a curated record. Bases 281 to 1798 code for a protein of 505 amino acids. Gene Ontology annotation, cellular component: external side of plasma membrane. Gene Ontology annotation, molecular function: signaling receptor binding.